AACUAUCACACUCCCAUCUCUCCUUUUUUCCUUCCUCCAUUUCAAUCUAUUCCAAUCCCACACACACACACACACAAACACAAACACAAACACAGACACAGACACAGACACAAACACAAACACACACAACUAAACAUAUGCAAGAACCAAAACAAUCCAUGGUGUCCGACACCAAACUAGCCCAUGCUGUCGGGGGCAAAUCCGUCAGAGCCUGCGACAACUGCGUCAGAAAACGCGCCCGCUGGUACUGCGCUGCAGACGACGCCUUCCUCUGCGACGCCUGCGACUCCUCCGUCCACUCUGCGAACCCUCUCGCGCGCAGGCACGACAGGGUCCGCCUCAAAAUCACGUCAUCGCCGCCCUCAAAGGAAAAUGAAAUCUCACUUUCAUUAUCCCCAGGCGGCGGCGAUGACACGAAGCCCUCGUGGCACGAGGGUUUCACUAAAAAGCCCCGAACUCCGCGGGGCCAGAAGAAGAAGAAGAGCGGCGAAUUUAUCAUUCCGCAGCAUCUGGUGCCGGAGCAGGAGAAUUGCAGCGAGGAGGAGAGCGAGGAGCAGCUGCUUUAUCGGGUGCCUGUGUUCGACGUUGAGAAUUACGGAGAAAAUAAUGCGUUGCGUUGUGCGAAAGUGGAGAUGAAUGAUUUGGAAGGGAUUAUGCCGUCGGAAUCGGAGUUUGCGGCGGAUGUGGAGAGUUUGCUGGGGAAGGGAUUGGAGGAUGAGGCGUAUGAUAUGGAGGGAUUGGGGAUUAUUUUCGACUGCGACGAUCACGAUGAAGCGCCGUGUUUGAGGGUCAAAGCUGAGGAUGAGGAGAUUGGGGAGAAGGAUCGUGAUUUUCUUCAGAUUGAUUUGGGAAGGGAGACUUUCGAGUUGAAUUUCGACUACGCGUCUCCGAUUAACACAUGUGGAGAAGAUGAAGAAGAUAAUAAAGCCGGAAUUCGAGAAAAGGAUGACUCUGGUAAGGCCUUGUUGAAACUUGACUUCGACCGCGUCAUGUCGGCUUGGGACCACAAAAGGUCACCGUGGACGAGCGGGGAGCGGCCGGAGCUCACCUCCGGCGAAUGGUGGCCUGAUUGCUGCACCUUGGGUACAAGUUGGACAAUGCAUGCAUACGGAGAGAUGGCGAUGAAGAUUGGCGGGGUGAGGGCGGGGGGCGAUGGAGGGAGAGAAGCGAGGGUGUCUAGGUAUAGGGAGAAGCGGCGGACGAGGUUGUUUUCGAAGAAGAUAAGGUACGAGGUUCGGAAACUGAAUGCGGAGAAGCGGCCGAGAAUGAAAGGGAGAUUCGUGAAGAGAGAAAUCCCUUUGCUUAAUAAAUAGGAAGUAUAUAUACUCACACUGUUAACUACGACUUGUUUCUGCUGGAAACAAUCUGCAGGCUUCUCAUGUGAAUAAUUGAUAAAACUAGGCAUAUGUAUAAAUGUGUGUGUAAGUGAAAUAACUAAUAAUCAUGUGUAAAUCUUGGAUAUUUGUUGCUAGCUAUGUGUUUGAUUUAUGUUGAA
Salvia hispanica is the source of this 1495-nucleotide messenger RNA. Its product is annotated as zinc finger protein CONSTANS-LIKE 16-like. NCBI's taxonomy places the organism in Eukaryota, Viridiplantae, Streptophyta, Magnoliopsida, Lamiales, Lamiaceae. The record is from RefSeq and is a predicted model, not a curated record. Gene Ontology annotation, molecular function: zinc ion binding; protein binding. Gene Ontology annotation, biological process: regulation of DNA-templated transcription. Gene Ontology annotation, cellular component: nucleus.